Molecule: messenger RNA, 1699 nt
Organism: Corapipo altera (White-ruffed manakin)
Lineage: Eukaryota; Metazoa; Chordata; Aves; Passeriformes; Pipridae
Product: inositol 1,4,5-trisphosphate receptor-interacting protein-like 1
Exons: 3
Coding region: 1-1359 (452 amino acids)
Source: RefSeq, a predicted model, not a curated record
AUGUCCAAAGAUUUGACGGGAAGCCAAGUGGCCGGAGCUGUGCUGGUGCUGCGGUGCCACUCGUCAGACUCAGGGGGAGGCCCAGCCGGCAGGGCAACGUCCCACGCAGAGGUUCUGCAGCUCUGCCCCUGUGUCCUUCAUGGUCACAGGCUUGUCCUACCAAGGCUGGCCGUGGCAGUGGCUGGGGCUGCCCACUUGGGCAAGAGACCCCCAGGGAGCUCCUGCCCGCUGGCUUUGCAAUUGGGGUGCUGGUGGCCAGAAGCAAGUGCUGCUGAGGGGAGCGGUGUGAAGGCGGGGCCUUGUUGGUUGCAUGACUCUGGUGUCUCUGGCGGCUGUGACGUCACAGAGGACAGGUCACAAUGGGAGCUGUCCCUAAGGACAACAGCGGGCAGCCCCAGGGCAGUUGGACUUGGGCGAUCAGCCAUGGAUUCAGCACUUGUGCUCCUCCUGGCUGUGCUGGCCGUCCUGCCCAAGCCGACCCACGAUCGCCCGAGCGAUGCAGUCGCUGCGGAGCGGAUGAAGAGACGGCAGAUGUUUUUGGAGCAGAAGAUGAGCGAGCUGUGGGAGGAAGUUGAGUGGAGGAGGGCCCUGGAAAAAGUUCCACUCCUGUGGAUCUUGCAGCACUGGCUCUUCUGGGUGGCUGCAGCAGCUGUGCUCUGCUGGCUGGCCUGGCGCCGUCAGCGGGACAGCUGGCGAGGAGAGGAGGAAGAAGAGCUCGGCGCAGCAGCCGGGGCUGUCAGGCCUUUCCCGGAGCUCAGCCGGUCACCGCUGCACGAACUGCCCUACAUGGGCCGCACCCUGAAGAAGCUGGUGCGGGACCUGCUGGAGGUGUGCCAGGUGCUCUCCCAGAACACCUUCAUGCCAGAGCUGCACCCGGCCACCCAGAAGCAGGGCACCCUCGAGUCCUGGAGUGACCUGGGGCACCAGAUCAUCUACCAGCUGGUCGUCUUCCUCAGGCCACCCCCCAGGCACUCUUUCCAGCUGCAGCCGCCCAACGGCAGGAAUGUGCCAGAGAGGUGCUCCAACAUCCGGGUGGUGCUGGAGUGCUCGUGCUCCAGCACCACGGGGGAGACGUCGUGCUUUGUCCACCCCACGCACGACGCUCAGCCCUCGCGCCUGCUACGCACCCUCUGCACAGACUCCCACUUGGAGGUGGAGAAAACCGCCGCCUGGGUGCAGAGCUUGGUGGAAGCAGCCUGGGAGCGUUUGCCCCAGUGGCACGACUGGCAGCUCCAGCUGCUGCCCUCCUCCCGCUCCUGCAGGCUCCUGCUGACCGGCCCCUGCCCGGUGCAGCUCUGCGCUGAGCUGCUCUUGGCACUGCGGCAGGGCCGGCCAGGCAACUUCCUGGUGCUGGAAUAGGCACCUGCAGCUCUCCCACCUGCUGCUUUAGUCUGGGCUAGGGUUAGAGUAGGAUAGAGUAGGAUAGAGUAGGAUAAGAGUAGAGUAGGAGAGAUUAAGGAUGGGGUUAGAUUUUCCAAGGGUGGGUUUAGGCUGGGGUAGAGUUAGGCUUAGGAUGGCCUUAGGCUUGUAGGGGGAUAGAUGUUAAGCUAGUGUUUUCCCAAGGGUGGGUUUAGGCUGGGGUAGAGUUAGGCUAAGGUAGAUAGGAUAGGCUUCCAUCUUCUGCAUCUCCUCCACAGGGGGUUGUAUUUUGCUCCCUUUCUGCUUCCAACUUGAAAAUAAAGAGAAAGGUUGAGCAGAG